Molecule: messenger RNA, 2511 nt
Organism: Ipomoea nil (Japanese morning glory)
Lineage: Eukaryota; Viridiplantae; Streptophyta; Magnoliopsida; Solanales; Convolvulaceae
Product: cactin
Exons: 1
Coding region: 163-2238 (691 amino acids)
Biological process (GO): mRNA cis splicing, via spliceosome
Cellular component (GO): cytoplasm; spliceosomal complex
Molecular function (GO): protein binding
Source: RefSeq, a predicted model, not a curated record
UUUUAUUAUUCUUCAAUUCCCAGAAUCCCAGAUGCAUGGUGUCUUCAAUCUCAUGGUUGUUUUUGUCUGAAUUCAAUUAGGUUUAGGGUUUUGCUUGAUUGAUUUAAAUUGCAGCUGUGUUAUCAACUCUUAGUUCGUAGUUGAGUAGUCAGAAGCAUUGAGAUGGAGACGCAUGGCAGCAGCAGCGGCAGAAGCAAGAAGGAAAGGGAGUCGUCGAGAUCCAGCCGUGACCGCCGCCGCCGUCGUCGAGCUUCGGAUUCCGAUUUGUCCCAGUCAGAUUCCGGUUCUCACGCCGCUGCCACGGACUCGGACUCUCCCAGUCGCGAAUCGUCUCCGCCUAGCCGCAGUUCCAAUCGCCGCCGCCGCAGUCGGAGCCGGCGGCGGAAGUCUGAUGAUUCUGACUCGGAGGAGGAUGAACGGAGGAAGAGUAAGAAGAAGAGGAAAAUUACUGACGAGCAGAUUGCCGAGUACAUGGCGAAGAAAGCUGAGAGGAGGUUGAAGAAGGCUGCGAAGAAAUUGAACGCUAAACAGAAGCUUUCUAGCUAUUCCAACGAUUCAAACCCGUUUGGUGAUUCGAAUUUAAACGAGAAAUUUAUCUGGGAGAAGAAAAUCCACCGCGAUAUAUCUCGGGGUGUUCCGCUCGAGUCCUUCUCGUUAAAAGCCGAGAAGGAACGACAGAAAGAGCGAAUAGCAGAAAUCGAGAAGGUGAAGAAACGGAGAGAAGAGCGAGCAAUUGAAAAGGCGCAGCGUGAGGAAGAAAUGGCACUGCUUGCCAGAGAGCGAGCUAGGGCUGAGUUUCAGGAUUGGGAGAAAAAAGAGGAGGAAUUCCACUUUGACCAAAGCAAAACCAGGACGAAGAUCCGGAUUCAACAAGGUCGAAUCAAGCCAAUUGAUGUUCUUAUCAAGCAACUAGAUCCUUCUGAUGAUUUCGAUAUCGAAAUCAACGAGCCAUACAUGGUGUUCAAGGGUUUGACAAUGAAGGAAAUAGAAGAACUUCAGGAGGAUAUCAAAUUGCACCUUGAUUUGGAUAGAGCUACAGAGACGCAUGUACAAUAUUGGGAAGCGCUUUUGGUGGUUUGCAAUUGGGAAUUAGCAGAGGCCCGGAAAAGGGACGCUAUGGACCGAGCCAGAGUGCGGGGAGAGCACUUACCACCGGAGUUGCAGGCUGAAGAAAGGGGUUUACAUUCCAGCAUUGAAACAGAUGUGAAGCUUCUCUUGCAGGGUAAGAGUUACGGUGAAUUGGAAGCCUUACAAUCACAAAUUGAGUCCCAGAUGCAAUCUGGAACAGCCAAAGUGGUUGAAUAUUGGGAAGCUGUUCUUAAGCGGCUUCAGAUUUUCAAGGCUAAGGCUUGUCUUAAAGAAAUUCAUGCAAAAAUGCUGCGCAAAUAUCUAGAACGGCUUGAGACACCAUCUGAGAGGAAAGAUGAUGAAAAAGAUUUGGAAUUUAGGCAUGAUGAAGAAGAUCUGGAUUAUAUUCAGAAGGAUGAUCGAGCUGUAUCUGCAGAGCCUGUGCUGAAUGAAGAUACUAAGGAGGAGGAGGUGGAAGAAGAACAAGAAGAUGAAGAUGAUGAUGAUGAUGAUGAUGAUGAUGAAGAUGACAAUGAUGGAUCAUAUUCGCCUGUGUUAGUACAGGAUGACGAAAAGGAAGAGGCAAUUGAUCCUGAAGAAGACAGAGCUAUGCUUGAAAAGAACCGAAUGGCAGUUCUGGAAGAGCGUCGCCUACAGGAUAUGAUUCCAAAACCAAAACUGCCUGAAGACAACUUUGAGAAGAAGGCCUUGAAAGCCAUGGGAGCUAUGGAGGAAGGAGAUGCAGUGUUUGGCUCUAAUGAUGAAGUUAAUCUCGAUUCACAGGUUUACUGGUGGCACGACAAGUACCGCCCAAGGAAGCCAAAGUACUUCAAUCGUGUUCAUACUGGAUACGAAUGGAACAAGUACAAUCAGACUCAUUAUGACCAUGACAAUCCACCCCCGAAAAUUGUACAGGGAUACAAGUUCAACAUCUUUUAUCCAGAUCUUGUUGACAAAUCAAAAGCUCCAACUUAUGUAAUAGAGAAGGAUGGAGACAGUGUUGAUACCUGCAUCAUCAAGUUUCAUGCAGGCCCCCCUUACGAGGACAUAGCAUUCCGAAUUGUUAACAGAGAAUGGGAAUAUUCACACAAGAAAGGGUUCAAAUGCAUAUUUGACAGAGGGAUCCUACAUCUGUACUUCAAUUUCAAACGCUAUAGAUACCGUCGAUGAAGCAUCAGGCUAGCAGCAUCUAUCUUUGUCUGCAAGCUUGAUAAGGUGUUUUCUUCAUCAUAUUAUGAAUUCCUGUUAGCCAUUACUUAUUCCAUUUACACUUUAUGCUGUUUUAGCAGUGCUGUCAUGUGUAAAACUAGUAAGCAGUUGCAGUGUUGGAAUCUGUUUCUUUCUUGUUCCAUUAGUCAUAGUGUUUAAAAUUACUCUAAACUGACAUGUUCAAUAUAUAUUUACUUCCAAUGAAAUGAAAUUCAGUGCACCAUUGAUUUUGUU